Coregonus sp. 'balchen' is the source of this 5682-nucleotide messenger RNA. Lineage: Eukaryota; Metazoa; Chordata; Actinopteri; Salmoniformes; Salmonidae. The record is from the annotation of a GenBank genome assembly.
AUGUCCACGUGUCACAGAACUAGGAAGAACCUGUAAACAUUGUCUGCUUAGCCAGAACAUCUUUGUCUUAGCCUAAAAUGCUUAUAUUUAGCUUGACAGUUGUUAGACAGUAAGUAAAUACCACCACGUUUCUGUUUUGUAUGCUGUUUAGAUGCUGUAUGUAUAAUAUAUUUCAUAAAAUGUGCGUAGGCUGCUGCAUACGUGACAACUCGAUUGAACCACUUCAAGCAAAGCUAUCCAUUGCCGACAAUAUUGGCUAGCAAGCGUGUUGCCUAUUCAAAUGUAUCAUCCAACAUUAUUAUUCUGUGCCAAAGCGGUUGCCUGUCUAAGUCCAUAGGUUUCUUAUUCUGUCACUAUUUCGAACGAGUCUCACCCUGAGUGUCCUCUACAUAGACCGCAUAUAAAGCCUCUCUCCCGUGCAGCCUCGUUGAAAGACAUGCAAGUGAUCAAAGCUAGGCUACUAAGUUAACGUUUAAGCUAUUUGUGCACCUCUAGAAUUUCUCUGAUGUGUUUCCUCAGAAAAAUGCUGCGCAUGUACCUUUCAAAAUGAUUCUCUUCUCACUUUCACAGUGGGGAGACACAAUACAACAAGGACAAGUUGCUACAAGGUAUGUUGAAAAGCCUCUGUCAUUUUGUAAACAUUCCAACCUUGACCAGUAAUGACCUUCACUCGGACAUCCUGUGUGAUUUAAAACCAAAGGCUGUAAGAACUAGCUAUAAACCUUUCCUUGUUGCUCAUGUACAGUGGGGGAAAAAAAGUAUUUAGUCAGCCACCAAUUGUGCAAGUUCCCCCACUUAAAAAGACGAGAGAGGCCUGUAAUUUUCAUCAUAGGUACACGUCAACUAUGACAGACAAAAAUGAGAAUUUUUUUUCCAGAAAAUCACAUUGUAGGAUUUUUAAUGAAUUUAUUUGCAAAUUAUGGUGGAAAAUAAGUAUUUGGUCAAUAACAAAAGUUUCUCAAUACUUUGUUAUAUACCCUUUGUUGGCAAUGACACAGGUCAAACAUUUUCUGUAAGUCUUCACAAGGUUUUCACACACUGUUGCUGGUAUUUUGGCCCAUUCCUCCAUGCAGAUCUCCUCUAGAGCAGUGAUGUUUUGGGGCUGUCGCUGGGCAACACGGACUUUCAACUCCCUCCAAAGAUUUUCUAUGGGGUUGAGAUCUGGAGACUGGCUAGGCCACUCCAGGACCUUGAAAUGCUUCUUACGAAGCCACUCCUUCGUUGCCCGGGCGGUGUGUUUGGGAUCAUUGUCAUGCUGAAAGACCCAGCCACGUUUCAUCUUCAAUGCCCUUGCUGAUGGAAGGAGGUUUUCACUCAAAAUCUCACGAUACAUGGCCCCAUUCAUUCUUUCCUUUACACGGAUCAGUCGUCCUGGUCCCUUUGCAGAAAAACAGCCCCAAAGCAUGAUGUUUCCACCCUCAUGCUUCACAGUAGGUAUGGUGUUCUUUGGAUGCAACUCAGCAUUCUUUGUCCUCCAAACACGACGAGUUGAGUUUUUACCAAAAAGUUCUAUUUUGGUUUCAUCUGACCAUAUGACAUUCUCCCAAUCCUCUUCUGGAUCAUCCAAAUGCACUCUAGCAAACUUCAGACGGGCCUGGACAUGUACUGGCUUAAACAGGGGGACACGUCUAGCACUGCAGGAUUUGAGUCCCUGGCGGCGUAGUGUGUUACUGAUGGUAGGCUUUGUUACUUUGGUCCCAGCUCUCUGCAGGUCCUUCACUAGGUCCCCCCGUGUGGUUCUGGGAAUUUUGCUCACCGUUCUUGUGAUCAUUUUGACCCCACGGGGUGAGAUCUUGCGUGGAGCCCCAGAUCGAGGGAGAUUAUCAGUGGUCUUGUAUGUCUUCCAUUUCCUAAUAAUUGCUCCCACAGUUGAUUUCUUCAAACCAAGCUGCUUACCUAUUGCAGAUUCAGUCUUCCCAGCCUGGUGCAGGUCUACAAUUUUGUUUCUGGUGUCCUUUGACAGCUCUUUGGUCUUGGCCAUAGUGGAGUUUGGAGUGUGACUGUUUGAGGUUGUGGACAGGUGUCUUUUAUACUGAUAACAAGUUCAAACAGGUGCCAUUAAUACAGGUAACGAGUGGAGGACAGAGGAGCCUCUUAAAGAAGAAGUUACAGGUCUGUGAGAGCCAGAAAUCUUGCUUGUUUGUAGGUGACCAAAUACUUAUUUUCCACCAUAAUUUGCAAAUAAAUUCAUUAAAAAUCCUACAAUGUGAUUUUCUGGAUUUUUUUCCCUCAAUGUGUCUGUCAUAGUUGAAGUGUACCUAUGAUGAAAAUUACAGGCCUCUCUCAUCUUUUUAAGUGGGAGAACUUGCACAAUUGGUGGCUGACUAAAUACUUUUUUUCCCCACUGUAUCAGCUGGUAGAGUCAAAGUGAUUGAUUGAUACUCAUCUGUUUCCAUGUUCACUUGAAGGGGAGUGAUGUUAAAAGAAAGGUCACUUACACAAACACUGACUCUAAUCCCUUAUCCAACUGGUUUACUAAGUGUGUAUACCUGCUGGUCUUGUGCUGUCAGGUCAGGGGGUGGACACUCCACUGUCAGAGCCGGGGCUCCAGCAGGCAGAGGCUGCAGGACUGUACCUCAGAGAGCUCAGGUUCUCCAACGUGUUUGUCAGUAACCUACAGCGCGCCAGACAGGUGAGUUCUCCUGAGAUGUCAAUGGUGCUCCACGUGAUGUCAAUUUAGGUCACAGUUAGCUGACCACUAAUCUCAUCCACCCAUCCGGCUCUAUGUAGCAAUUGAGCCUAGGAACAAGGUUAGAUGACCACCAGAAAGAUUAACAAUGCACAGCAGAUGUAGAAUGUAACCUCUAUUUAGUUUAGAUUCCCAGUGUGUGACUUAGAAUUGUGGGCACCGGCUGUACUGUCAUUGCCUGUAUAUUUUUGCACAAAAUGGCAGAAGAUGUUGGGAACUGAUGUAAAAGUAAAAUUAUUCCCUACAACAACACCUUUUCAGUGGGAAACACUCAGAUAAGACAUUAAAAUCACUUCAAUAAUUCCUGGGACAAAACUUCUCAAUUGUAUAUGUUACUGUGAAGGAGGGAAGAGAGCAGAGGAUAUAUUCAACCACAGAUAUAGACUACAGGAUAUGAGAAAUGUCAGUGGGUAGAACUAGAAGUACAGUAACGAAGGCAAUGUUAGUAUCUCGUAAUGGCCUAGUAGCUGAUUUGGGUGCAGAGAUUAAGACAAUGCUGUUAUUGUUCACACAUCCUUAUCCUUUGUCAGACUGCAGAAAUCAUUAUGAGAAACAAUGUUCACUCCUCGGGCGUUGAAGUGGUCUUUGACCCCUUACUCAGAGAGAGGGUAAGUCUUUCAUAUGCCUCCUAUUUCCUAUUGCAUGUGUGUAGUAUACAAUUGAUCUAACCCAGUCUACCUCAACAGGGACCUUAGAGUUUGACAUUCAAAUAUAAUGCAUAAAAAAUUAUCAUCAAAGUGGUUCAUCAAUCAUACAGGGUUUUGGGAUCGCAGAAGGACGGCCCAAGGAGGAUCUGAAGAACAUGGCUAACGCAGCCGGCCAGUCGUGUCGAGACUAUACUCCUCCUGGAGGGGAGACCUUGGAACAGGUUAGUCUGUGAUCUGAACAUUUUAUCAGCUUUCCCUUUGGUCCUGCUGUUGGCCUGCUGCUGACAGCUCAGAGCUGGAUUCCAUGGCCAACAGUGCCAUGCAGUGGUUCAACUCGGAACUUCCGGGCAGAAGCUCAACACACAGUUAAUAGAUUUCUUUCUUCUAGGGAGAUAAGUAUUAUUUUAGUCGUUGAAUAAUUUAAACGUGUGUCUGUGUCUCCCUCCAGGUAAGACUGCGAUGCAAGAAGUUUCUAAAGGCCCUUUACCAGCGCAUGGUUGACGACCACGGCUGCUCAGGACAGAGUUCUGCUGCUAUAGGGACAGAGGGCGGAGCCGGGGCCGGUGCAGUCGAUUCUGGCACAGAUGGGCCCCUGGCUGGUCUGCCUGACGAUGGGAUGGAGGGUGUCCCUGUCCAUGCCCUGGUGGUGAGCCACGGGGCCUACAUCCGCGUGGCCGUGAGACAUUUUGUGGAGGACCUGCAGUGCUCUCUGCCUCAGGGCCUGAAGAUGUCCAAGGUGUUGUCAGCCUGCCCCAACACAGGCAUCAGCCGCUUUGUCCUCACCGUGUCUCCCAGUGAGUCUGGCCUGGCGCUCUCUGCUGUCCGCUGUGUUUUCACCAACAGGAAGGACCACCUGACCUCGCGUAACAUAUGUUACAUCACACAUUAAAGAUAGACAAGGCAACACAAAAGGUUUAGUCACUACUCUGUUCUGUUUAAAUAGUAUUUACUGUAGCUUACAAACCACUAAAAGUAAAGAAUAUCUGGGACAGGGACCUGUCUACUGUUGAUGAUGAGUUGGGGGAGAUUUGAGUAGGGUCAUCGAAGAACCCUAAUCACCAAUUGAUUCAUUGUUCAUUUUGUACACAGGGUAAAUACAUUUAGCAUUUUUGCACAGUUUAUAUCAUCGCCUGUUUUAAAGCUUUUUAAGUAACCUCCACAUUGUAUGACCUAUGUAACCAUAGUGACCUAGGCUCUUUUAUGCAUAUGUAUUGGAAGUGCUCCACAGUGGAGAGAUUUUGGAGACCGGUAUCUUCUACCCUAUCUGAUGUUCUUGUUGGAGUCACUAUACCUGUCCUUAAUGAUGACUCAUCACGCACACUGUCACUCCAACAAUGAUGUAUAAUGCUGACAGGUUUAACAACAGCAGAAAAGAUGCUGGCACUGCGAUGGCAAUUACACAAAAAAAUGUACUACCUCAGUUGUUCUUUUGAUUGUUUGAUUCUGUAUUUAUUUUGCUAGAGAUCGGGGUGGGUUGUUUGAGAGGUCGGAUGGUGCAGCUUGAAUCAGUCAGAAGUUGGAUCCAUGUCCCUGUUGUAAUAUCAUGUAUUUAUUUUACAUAAUUUCUUGCUCCGUUGUCAUUGAGGUUUGUCUGUUUUCCCGGUCUAUUGAAAAAUGUAAUCAGAAAUUGAUCACAAGAAAGGAAUGACUACUGUUACCUGACCACAGACAAUUACACUGAGUAGUAGAGGACAGAACGUAUUAUGGGAAUACAGGGUAAAUGAUUUGCUCUUUAGCUCUCAAUGGACCCUUUUUUUUACUGUAGAUCAUUGCUCAGUACAAAUUCUGCAAAACUAUUUGCAGGAUGUAUGUAUGUCCUGUGUCAGUGGAUUUCCCAGUCUUCCUAUAAUUAUCCAUGGAAUGUUCUAGAAAAACUAAACUCUUCCUGUGUCAUAGUCCAAUGAAAUUAGGACUUGUUUGGAAUGUUUUAGUGUGGAUAAUGUAAUGGUUUGUUUCCACUACUAAGUCGAUCACGUUGAAGAUUUAGUUGUAUUGUUUUUGUCAUAUUAUACCAAAGGCAGAAAAGUGUGAGGAAUGUCAGUAUCUUUUAAAGCGUUUACAAUUCAACAUAUGGAGUUAUCUCUUAUUGUUGUCCAUGUCCAUUACAAGAUAAUAAAUUAUACGCUAUCAAAAGGUGGUGUCUUUUCUGGGAGAAUGGUGUGCUUUGUAUGAAUUCAACAGCAAGAGUGCAAGCAACCAGUCGCUGCUACAUAGUUACAAUUAUAUCAGACACUUGUAUCAUAACUGUUGAACCAUAGUUCACCAUAUACUCAGACAUGGCCGUACCACUGGAAUACUAUUUUUACAAGAUGGCUAAGAGCGGGGGAUACUAAUGUUUACAAACUA